AUGGUCCUCAAACUCAAACAGCCCAAUCGCUCCAACGCGGGCCCUGCAUCUACGGUUGAUACGUCUGCCAUUGUGCGCGGUGUCAUCAACGACAUCCGCGCGAAUGGCGACAGGGCUGUGAGAACAUACUCGGAGAAAUUCGAUAAAUGGAGCCCCGAAAGCUUCAAGCUGUCACCCGACGAAAUCCAGCAAAUCAUCUCGACAGUUCCUCAGCAGAUUAUCGACGAUAUCAAGCAAGUGCAGGAGAAUGUGCGCACAUUUGCUUUGGCGCAGAGGGCGUCGCUGAAGGACUUUGAGUUGGAGAUUCGGCCGGGAGUUCAUCUGGGACAGAAGAAUAUUCCUAUCAAUUCGGUUGGCGCUUACAUCCCCGGUGGUCGCUAUCCUCUGCUCGCCUCCAGCCACAUGACCAUUCUGACAGCCAAAUGCGCCGGCGUUCCUCACGUCACCGCAUGCACGCCCCCCAUCGCCGGCAAAAUCCCGGCCAACACCGUGGCCGCAAUGCACUUUGCCGGCGCCGACGCGAUCUACAUCCUGGGAGGCGUGCAAGCCGUCGCCGCAAUGGCCAUCGGCACGGAGACCAUGAAAAAGGUGGACUUCAUCGCUGGGCCGGGCAAUGCCUUCGUCGCCGAGGCGAAGCGCCAACUCUUCGGCGAGGAAAUUGGCAUUGAUCUCCCCGCCGGUCCAACAGAAGUCCUGAUCGUCGCCGACGAGCACGCCGACCCUUUCACCGCAGCCACCGAUCUCCUCUCCCAAGCCGAGCACGGUCCGGACUCCCCCGCCGUCCUGAUCACCAACUCUCGAAGCGUGGGCGAAAAGACCCUCGCCGAAGUGGACCGGUUACUCAAGAUCCUCCCCACAGCAGACAUCGCCAGCGUUUCCUGGGAUCGCCUGGGCGAAGUCAACGUCGUGGAGAACCUGGACGAAGCAUACAAGCUGGCGGACGAGUACGCGUCCGAACACGUGCAGAUCCUGACGCAGCAGCCACGCGAGGCAUUGGAGAAAAUGUCCAACUACGGCGCCCUGUUCCUGGGCGAGAAGACCUGCGUUUCGUACGGUGAUAAGUGCAUUGGUACGAACCAUGUGCUUCCUACUCGCGGCGCGGCUAGGUACACCGGUGGUUUGUGGGUGGGUAAGUAUUUGAAGACUGUUACCUACCAGGAGGUUACUUCAGCGCAGGAGAGUGGUGAGCUUGGUCGUCUUUGUGGACGGGCUGCGCGGGCAGAGAACUUUGAGGGCCAUGCUCGUUCUGGAGAUGUUCGUGCUCAUCAGUUCUUGGGGGAUAAGUUUGAGUGGAUUUAG
Molecule: messenger RNA, 1299 nt
Organism: Penicillium daleae
Lineage: Eukaryota; Fungi; Ascomycota; Eurotiomycetes; Eurotiales; Aspergillaceae
Product: histidinol dehydrogenase family protein
Exons: 2
Coding region: 1-1299 (432 amino acids)
Biological process (GO): L-histidine biosynthetic process
Cellular component (GO): cytoplasm
Molecular function (GO): histidinol dehydrogenase activity; NAD binding; metal ion binding
Source: RefSeq, a predicted model, not a curated record